Messenger RNA from Anisakis simplex (herring worm), 234 nucleotides. Lineage: Eukaryota; Metazoa; Nematoda; Chromadorea; Rhabditida; Anisakidae. The record is from the annotation of a GenBank genome assembly.
GAAUGUAUUUGUAGGUAUGGAGAUGAAGCGUCGACGACAGCACACGAGGCGUUGUUCGCCACCGGACACACCACACUAGCUGCGUUCCAAAUUUGGGAUCUAGGGCCUCGUUCAAUCGCUGGUCGUGCGGCGCGUAAGGCUGGUAUACAGUUCGUGACGGAGUUACACAAAAAGCAAUCAACAAGUACUUUGGAUGCAGUGGACGAAACAGAUCCGGCGAAACAAACAAAAUAG